Haemorhous mexicanus (house finch) is the source of this 2517-nucleotide messenger RNA. It is a transcript of the gene EMILIN3, whose product is annotated as elastin microfibril interfacer 3. The transcript has 2 exons. NCBI's taxonomy places the organism in Eukaryota, Metazoa, Chordata, Aves, Passeriformes, Fringillidae. Gene Ontology annotation, cellular component: extracellular matrix. The record is from RefSeq and is a predicted model, not a curated record. Gene Ontology annotation, molecular function: protein binding. Bases 112 to 2445 code for a protein of 777 amino acids.
UCUCAGGCCAGGGACUGCAGCAGUGCACUUAGAGCUGCAGUUCUAAAUCGCCACAGUGUCCCAGGUUAAAAAAUACUCGACCAAAACCCCACUGUAAUGCUGCAGUGAGCUAUGGUGCAGCAAGAGCUCUUGGAGAAGAUGGGCCAUGGUCUGCAGGUGCAGCACAAGGGUUUCAGCCAGGCUUCCCCAUGUGCCCAGAUCUCCCACAUCCAACUGGACCGUGACCCUGCUCUAUUGCUUGAUGUUGAGGUUGCUUCUCUAAACUGUCUUCUCUCUCUCUCCCCCUCCCCUCUCCUGGCAAGGUACCGCACCUUCUUCAGGCCCAAAUACAAGAUUGGAUACAAGACAGUGACUGAGCUGUCCUGGAGGUGCUGCCCAGGCUUCAUGGGAGAAGGGUGCCAUGACAGCCCGACAGACCAGCCUGGCCUUCUGCCCCAGCAUCCCAGCCCUAAAAUGCCCCCUGGGCAAAAGAUGUUUCCAAUGCCCAGACUUCCUCCCUAUCCCAAAAGCCACCCUGACCUGUUUCCAGGACCAAAGAAGAAUCAAUAUGGCAGGAAGCUGCCUGGCCUCUUUGGGGACCGCCUGGAUCGGCUGGAGGAGGAGGUGAGGCGCCUUUCCCAGUCCUACGACAGCCUGCACACCAUGGUGAGCGGGCUGGGGGACCGCCUGCGCUUGGCCAUCCAGGAGGACACCACCAAGAUGAUCGGCUCCCUGAUGAACAGCCCGGGCACGCCAGACUCCUCCGUGGGCUUCGGCAUCAUUCCCGACGGCCUGGUGGACGUGGCAGACAAAGCUGACAUUGCCACGUACCCUCCCGUAGGGGACAUCAUGACCAAAGUGACCGAGGUGAGCGAUGUGCUGAAAACCAAGGCGGAUCUGCUGCACGAGGUCCAGGGCAUGGUCCUGGACCACGACGGGCAGAUCAAGCACCUGCUGGAAUCUGCCCGGCCCUCGCCUCUCACCUCCAUCGACCUGCUGGAGGAGUAUGUGGACACGAGGCUGAGCAACCUGCGUGGAGAGCUGCUCGAUGGCUUUGAGAAGAAGCUGGGCAAGAUCCAGACCACGUGUGAUUUCCGCAUCCAAGAGGUGCGGCAGCAGUGCGAGGAGGAGAAAGCCGCCAACCUGCGGCUGCAGCAGACGCUGGAUGGGAAGGAGCUGGAGAUCAAGAAAGAGAUCUCUCAGCUGGAGACCCAGAUCCAAGGGCUGACAGUGGUGGAAAGCUGCUGCAGCAACCUGGACUACCUCACUGAUCGCAUGAACAUCCUUGAGAAAGGCCUUCACAGCAUCUCCGAAUCCCAGAAGAACCUGCACUCACGCCUGGAUGGAGAAAUCUCCACCGUCACCCUAGGGAACCUCUUUGAAGGGCGCUUCGAGGACCUGGAAGCCAGGCUCAAUGCCACAGAGAGGGAAACGGGGAGCUGCUGCUCUGGUAUAGAGGACAGCAUGAAAGGCACGGUGGUGGCAGAGGUGGAUGGCAUGAGGACUGCCUUUGAAGACAAAAUGCAGACCCUGGAGGACAGGUUCAUGACCAUCGUGGGGGAGCUGAGCAAUGUCAGUUCUCCCGUGGGCAUGGAUGGAGCAGUGGUGCCUGUGCUGGAAGGGGAGCUUGCCAGCAUGAGGAAACGGACAGAUGAGACACUGGAGGCGUUGCAGAAUCGCCUCAUCACCCUGGAGAGCACCUGCUCCCUGGGCUGCACCUCUGCCUCCAAAGAUGUGGAGACCUUUCGGACAGAGAUCGAGGACUGCCAGAACAAGAACCAGGACCUGCUCCUCCGCAUGGACAGCAAUUACGACCUCCUGCGCAAGCUGAACGCCACCAUCCUGGAGAUCCAGCGGCGAAUCGAGGAGGAAGCAUCAGGGGCUUUGCAAGGGGAGAUCACCUUGCUGAAGAUCAACCUGAACACUGUGAGCAAGUCUCUGACAGGGCUCAAGGACUCAGUUUCCCAGUACUCAGACACCGUGACACAUGUCAACUCCUCACUAGACGAGCACGAGCGGAAGAUUGAGGAUGAGGUCCACUCCAUCCAGGAGAAAGUCAAUGACCAAGGUUCCCAGCUUUUCUUCAGCAACCGCCGUGUCCUGAACCUCAAGGGAGACCUGGAGCGACUCAAAGCCAGGAUUGUCAGCGACCUGAGCUCCUGCAAGAACGUGGCCCACGGCCUGCAGCAGGAGGUCUCUCGCUUUGACGAGCGGGUGGCGCGGGUGGAGAGCGCCUGUGGCAGGCUGGGGGCCAUUCCCGGCAGCCUGGAUGACAUCAGGGAGGAACUGGAGAAACACACGGGCAGUCUAUGGGAUUACAUGGACCAUAUGAACGGGACACUGGCUGCCCACUCUCAGGAAAUAAUAGGACUGAAGGACAACUUGCUUGACUGCCAAGCCAAGGUCUCUGAGCUGGCGGAGCAGGUCGGGUACUUGGAGGAGAAGGCGGAGAGGAGGCAGCAUUAGCCACACUGCAAUGCCAUGUGUCUUCCUUCUCCUGCUGUGAAGGACAGGAUUAAAUUAUAUCACACAGACUCA